Molecule: messenger RNA, 2658 nt
Organism: Indicator indicator
Lineage: Eukaryota; Metazoa; Chordata; Aves; Piciformes; Indicatoridae
Gene: LSS
Product: lanosterol synthase
Exons: 23
Coding region: 1-2658 (885 amino acids)
Biological process (GO): triterpenoid biosynthetic process; cholesterol biosynthetic process
Cellular component (GO): lipid droplet
Molecular function (GO): lanosterol synthase activity
Source: RefSeq, a predicted model, not a curated record
AUGGUGGCAGCUGGGUGUGGCAGAAGACUUUUGAACAACACUCCCCGUGUGAGCCAUGACAUGGACAUGCAGGCAGGAGGUUCCCGCUAUCCCCGCAGACAAAAGGGUGGUGCCACUGGCCGGCUGACAGCCUCAGCCUGGCGCUGUCCCCCGACAGCUGUCAGGGCAGAGAAGGCGAAGGCAGCGGCAGAGGAACUACAGCCGGGCCGCUACGGGGCUAGAGCUCGGGCGCUGCCCCCGCCGCCAGACACCUGCCCGCGAGGGCGGGGCUGGGGGAGGGGCUGGGGGCGGGGCUGUCGUCCGGGCUCCGCGGCCCAUUGGCUGUCGCCUGUGAGGCGAUGUCGGCCCAGUGCAGCGCGCCUCGGGCCACGGUACGGCUCCCGGUACCGGCUCGGCGGUGACAGGAACGUGGACGGUGAUGGCGGCGGAUGGGCGGUGCGGCGGCGCGGUGGCCCAUACCGCACGGCAGCGGCCACAGCACUGCCUGACUGGCGGCUGCGCUGCGAGGGCGGUCGGCAGCGCUGGCGCUACCUGGGCGACGGCGACAGCGAUGUCAGUGGCGAAGACGGCGGCGAGUGGCGUGCGCAGACGGUGCUGGAGGAGCACAGCCUCGGCCUGGACACGGCAAAGACGCUGCAGCCCUUGCCGGCGGCUGGCACGGCCCGGGAGUCUGCCCGCAAGGGCAUGCAGUUUUACGCUGCCCUGCAGGCCGAGGAUGGGCACUGGGCCGGCGACUAUGGAGGACCUCUUUUCCUUCUGCCAGGUCUCCUCAUCACAUGCCAUACUGCCAAGAUCCAGCUGCCAGAGGGGGUCCGGAAAGAGAUGGUGCGCUAUCUUCGCUCUGUGCAUGUAGAAGAUAAAUCAACAGUAUUUGGCACGGCACUCAACUAUGUAGCCCUGAGGAUCCUGGGUGUUGGACCAGAUGACCCUGACAUUGUGCGGGCCCGUGUCAACUUGCACAGUAAAGGAGGUGCUGUGGGAAUUCCUUCCUGGGGGAAGUUUUGGCUGUCUGUCUUGAACGUUUACAGCUGGGAGGGAAUGAAUACGCUUCUCCCAGAGAUGUGGCUGCUUCCUACAUGGUUCCCAGCCCACCCGUCCCGGCUCUGGUGCCACUGCCGCCAGGUUUACCUCCCCAUGAGCUACUGUUAUGCCAAACGUUUGUCAGCAGAAGAGGACGAGCUCAUACAAAGCUUGCGGCAGGAGCUGUAUGUACAAGACUAUGCCAGUAUAGACUGGCCAGCCCAGAGGAACAAUGUGGCUGCCUGUGAUGUGUACACGCAACACAGCUGGCUGCUAAGGCUUGCAUAUGCCAUCAUGAAUGUGUAUGAAGCCCACCACAGCACUCAUCUGCGGCAGCAAGCCAUCACAGAGCUGUAUGACCACAUCAAAGCUGAUGACAGAUUCACCAAGUGUAUCAGUAUUGGGCCGAUUUCCAAAACAAUCAACAUGCUGGUUCGCUGGUUUGUGGAUGGGAAGAACUCCCCAGCUUUUCAGGAGCAUGUUUCCAGGAUCCCUGACUAUCUCUGGCUGGGCCUCGACGGCAUGAAGAUGCAGGGCACAAAUGGAUCCCAGCUCUGGGAUACUGCUUUUGCCAUCCAAGCUUUCCUGGAGGCAGAAGCCCAGAAGAUGCCUGAAUUCACAUCCUGCCUCCAAAAUGCCUAUGAAUUCCUCCGGUUCACCCAGAUCCCAGAGAACCCACCUGACUACCAGAAAUACUAUCGCCAUAUGAACAAGGGUGGCUUCCCCUUCAGCACCCGAGACUGUGGCUGGAUUGUGGCAGACUGCACAGCAGAGGGGCUGAAGUCAGUUAUGCUACUGCAGGAGAAGUGUCCCUUCAUAGCCAAGCUUGUCCCCUCUGAGCGUCUCUUUGAUGCUGUGAAUGUGUUGCUGAGCAUGAGGAACUCAGAUGGAGGCUUCGCCACAUACGAAACGAAGCGAGGAGGCCACUUACUGGAGCUGUUGAACCCCUCGGAGGUGUUUGGCGACAUUAUGAUUGACUACACCUACGUCGAGUGCACAUCAGCUGUCAUGCAGGCACUGAGACACUUCCAUGAUAUCUUCCCUGAGCACAGAGCCCCAGAGAUCAGGGUGACUCUGCAGAAGGGCCUGGACUUCUGUCGCAAGAAGCAGCGAGAUGAUGGGUCAUGGGAAGGGAGCUGGGGCGUUUGUUUCACCUAUGGCACCUGGUUCGGUCUGGAGGCGUUUGCCAGUAUGCAGCACACAUACCACAAUGGGGUUGCAUGCCGAGAAGUGGCCCAGGCCUGCCAGUUCCUCCUCUCCAAGCAGAUGGCAGAUGGCGGGUGGGGAGAGGAUUUUGAGUCGUGCGAGCAGCGCACGUAUGUGCAGAGUGCCACCUCGCAGAUCCACAACACGUGCUGGGCCCUGCUGGGACUCAUGGCUGUCAGGUAUCCUGACACUGAUGUGCUGGAAAGGGGCAUCAAAGUGUUGAUUGAUAAGCAGCUACCCAACGGGGACUGGCCUCAGGAGAAUAUUUCUGGAGUAUUCAACAAGUCAUGUGCUAUCAGUUACACUGCGUACCGCAACGUCUUCCCCAUCUGGACGCUAGGGCGUUUCUGCCGGCUGCAUCCCAGCAGCCCUCUCACUGGGCAACUGCAAUCUGCGUCGUUGGCUGGUGUGGGGAAGACCUUGUCUGCCUGA